UGUGAUAUUGCUCAUGUAUUUCUACUAUCUAUUGUAUAUCUAUUUGCUGUCCUGUACAGUACAUGGCAAAUUUGGUCGAGAACAAAAAAAAAUAAUCUCUCAACUAAUGCUGUAUGGGAAUCAGUUGGUACUACUAAUAUUGAAGGUUAAAAUGAAUUGAUUUGUAUACAAACUUAAAGCACACUUUAGGAUUGUUUAGGAGAAGUUAUAAUAGGCCUACUAACUUUAAAAUGAUUUUUACUCCAAUUCGUUUUUGAAAUAUUAAUAUUUAAAUAGUGGCUGUCAACAUGACAGAUUUAUUCAAACACGGAUUAUAGAAGCUAUAGAAGAAAUGAAAAAUUAUAAUUGAAUAUAAUACACACUAUAUUGCCAAAAGUUUUGGGACGCCUGCCUUUAUGUGCACAUGAACUUUAAUGACAUCCCAUUCUUAAUCCGUAGGGUUUAAUAUGGAGUUGGCCCACCCUUUGCAGCUAUAACAGCUUCAAAUCUUCUGGGAAGGCUUUCCACAAGGUUUAGGAGUGUGUUUAUGUGAAUUUUUGACCAUUCUUCUAGAAGCACAUUUGUGAGGUCAGGCAGCGAUGUUGGCGAGAAGGUCUGGCUCACAGUCUCCGCUCUAAUUCAUCCCAAAGGUGUUUCAAUUGUGAAUCAUGAAUCUGCUUCAGUGUUACAUUUAACACCCUGUAGUGUGGACACCCUGAGGGGUGUUAAUUUAACAAUGGGGAUUUGCUGUGUGCAUUACUCAUUUGUUUCUGUGUAGUUAUUCAUUAAUGACAGAAAAGUAUUCUAAAGUGUUACCCAAAAAUCUAGUAUUACCUGAAUGUCUACUCAUUUUUGUAGGUAGAAGGGGAAGCAUUGAUUUAGAAAUUCCAAAUUUGUCUUUAAGAAGGAUGGUGCUUGUGGGGAAAACAGGAGCAGGUAAAAGCUCCUCUGGAAACACAAUUCUGGGCGGAAGAGUCUUCAGAGAUGCCAAAAGUGCUUCAUCUGUAACCAAAGAGUGCUGGAAAGAGACAGAAAGGGUGGCUGGAAGAGAAAUUACAGUGGUAGAUACACCCGGUAUGUUUGACACAGAUAUUUCAGAGGAGGAUAUUCUGAAACAUGAGAUCAGUAAAUGUAUAAACAUGACAGCACCUGGACCACACGCCAUCCUCCUGGUCAUUCAGCUGGAUCCUUUCACUGAAGAAGAGAGGCAUUCAGUGGAGAAGAUCAGAGCCAUAUUUGGAGAAGAAGCAGAUAAACACACAAUCAUCCUCUUCACUCACGGUGAUGAACUGACCUGCACUAUUGAGAAACACAUCAGUGAUGCCGGCGAGGACCUGAAAGAAAUCCUGAGUCGCUGUGGAGGAAGAUAUCACGUCUUCAAUAAUAAAGACAUGGAGGAUCGUAAUCAGGUUGUGGAGCUUCUGGAGAAAGUAGAUGCCAUGGUUUCUGCUAAUGGAGGUGGAUUUUACACCAGUGACUCUUACCAGGAUGUGGAGAUCAUGCUGAAAACUAAAGAAGAUCAACUGAGACGAGAAUAUGAGAAGAAAUUACAAGACAAAGAAAGAGAACUAGAGGCCAGAUUUGCUGAAGAGAAGCAGAAACUGGAGGAGAGACUGAAUGAGUACAAACGUUAUUAUGAAGCAAAGCUCAGAGAGUUUAGACUGGAGGCAGAACGUACUUAUACUAAUGAGAAUAAACUGAUAAAGAUCCUUACCAAGUUAAAAGGCAUCAAAGUCAAAUUUUAAUCACAUUUCAGUUAUAUUUUCAGGUUUAUAGUGUAUAAUAUUACUUGUAAAAAUUUGUACGGUAUAUCUCAUUACUUGUGAACUUACAAGGGUAACUUGUUGUUUCAAAAAGUACUGUAUAGUGUUUCCUUUACUCUUUACUUUAAAAACUAUGUCUAUAAAGGGUAAUAUUUUAUAUAUUUGAGGUCUGAGAUGUGGGAACAACGAAGAGAGAGAGGGCAAACAGUUUGAUUUUGACCAAAUGUAUUCAAUCUUGACUUUGGUAAAAUGUUGCAACAAUUUUUUUUAUUUUUUUUUAUUUAUUUUUCUUUUCAUGAAAAAUUACAGUUUUGGACAUUUUCCCCUGGUUUCACAAACAAGGCUUAAGCUAGUCCUAGACUAAACUGAAAGAAACUUGUACUGACAGAUCCUAAAAUAUGUCAGAGCCAUUGUUUUGUCUCAAGAUGCUCACCAGUAAUGUGUUUUUCAAGUGAAUGUUUAUAAAAGCUACUUAAAGGAUUAGUCUACUUUCAAAUAAAAAAUUUCUGAUAAUUUACUCACCCCCAUGUCAUCCAAGAUGUUCAUGUCUUUCUUUCUUCAGUCGAAAAGAAAUGAAGGUUUUUGAUGAAAACAUUCCAGGAUUUUUCUCCUUAUAGUGGACUUCAAUGGCUUCCAAACGGUUGAAGGUCAAAAUGACAGUUUCAGUGCAGCUUCAAAGGGCUUUAAACGAUACCAGAUGAGGAAUAAGGGUCUUAUCUAGAGAAACGAUCUGUCAUUUUCUAAAAAUAAAUAAA
This is a messenger RNA of Ctenopharyngodon idella (grass carp), 2497 nucleotides long. Its product is annotated as GTPase IMAP family member 9-like. Bases 768 to 1724 code for a protein of 318 amino acids. NCBI's taxonomy places the organism in Eukaryota, Metazoa, Chordata, Actinopteri, Cypriniformes, Xenocyprididae. The record is from RefSeq and is a predicted model, not a curated record. The transcript has 2 exons. Gene Ontology annotation, molecular function: GTP binding.